AUGGAGGAGUACUUCGAAAAGCGGAGAGCUGGUAAGAUUUCCAAGGAGGACAAGUUCAUGGUUCUGUGCACCCAGCCAAGGCGCAUUGCUUGCAUCUCCCUGGCGAAUCGGGUGGCAUCCUGCAUCAAGGAGACAGUGGGGGAUUCUAUUGGCUACAAGAUCAGCGGUGACAGCAAAGUGCGCCCGGGGAGGACCAAGUUGGUUUACGUGACGACGGGAUACCUUCUCCAGGUCUUGGUCAACAAUCCAGAGCAGAUCAGCUCGUACAGCCACUUGAUCUUGGAUGAGGUCCAUGAACGGGACGUAGACUCGGACCUCCUCUCCUUGGUGGUCAAGCUGCAGAUGUCGGGCUACAACUUCAAGCUCGUCAUCAUGUCUGCGACAUUGCAGGGGGACCUCUUCACCAGAUAUUUUUCUGAGAAGAAGAUCAAGACGAUCUUCGUUGGUGUGAAGAGGUAUCCGGUUGAAGUUGUCCACAUCGAGCAGCUCUUGGACAGAUUCGGAGGAAGGUCGGGCGACUUCAUGAUGAAGUCUGAAGGAACGCGAGGCUACCAGGCGCCGUUUGCCGGCAAUGCCUAUCGGGCAAUCAAAGAUGCCGAGCGUGCCUUCGGCACGGGCGGCAGAGAGGCGGAAGGUUGGGAGGAGGAAAAUGUGAAAGUAAAGGGGGAGUUCGACUCCGACUCAGAUGACGAGUCGGGUGACUCCGACUUCUCCGCCGAGGAGACGGCUGCAGUGGCCAAGGCGAUGGCAGCUCCGAAGCGGCGGCGCAAAGAGGUGUCACCGAACAUCAUUCGAGGUCUGGACACCUUGGUUUAUGAGCUGGUCCUGCGUGUUGCGCAACCUGGAGAAGGAAUUCUGGUAUUCCUGCCCGGCAUCGGCGAGAUCAGUGAGCUGCAAGAGGUGCUAAUGCCCUUGGAGGACGUCGAUCAGCAGGCGCACAUGAACUGGUCGCCCGGCCUCGAGCGCAACGACCUCCACUUCAAGGUCUUCGUGCUGCAUUCCUUGAUUCCGAAGGACGAGCAGGAAGGCGCCGUCUUUGACCCACCGCCGCCAGACACGGCUCACAUCAUCCUGGCUUCCAACAUCGCAGAGUCUUCUCUGACGAUCCCCAAGGUUCGCAUCGUCAUUGACUUCGGCCUCAGACGCCAGCUGAUCUACGACAAGCGCCGACAUAUGUCUUGUUUGGUGACUACGUGGGUGUCACAAGCCUCAGCCAAGCAGCGGUGUGGCCGGACUGGCCGUGUCUUUGAGGGGGUGAACAUCAGGCUUUACACCAAGCAGUUCUUCGAAAGCUACAUGGAUGAGUUCGAUCCUCCAGAAAUGCAAACAGCUCCGCUUGAGAAGCUCUACGUGAAUGUGAAGCACUUGAGUGCCAAGCUUCCUGCGUACCAGGUAACACCCACUGAGUUCCGCAAGCGCACUCCAAAGGAGCUCCUGAUGCUCGUUGCCCAGCCACCAGAGGAAAGCGCCAUUGCAAGCUCCAUCGAGAACCUGGACCAGCUCGGAGCGCUGACAAGUGACUCGGAGUCCGCAGAGCUGACGGUCCUCGGGUACUUGAUGAUGGCGGUUCCACUAGACGUUCAGCUCUGCCGCCUGGUCAUUUUCGGCGCCCUGCUUGGCAUGCCGUGCGAGGGAGUCGUGUGCGCAGCAGCGACCAGCGUUCAGGAUCCAUUCACAUUGCCCUCGCACCUCAUCAUGAAGGAUCCCAAAGAAUAUGCUGAGGCAGUGCGCCGAAGCUACGAGUCCAGGAAGUAUUUCGACCAUGGCCACUGGUCGGAGCCGCUGAUGCUGCGCAACUUGUUUGUGCACUUCCUGUUGGAGUUCCGGAAGAUGCAGAUCGACAAGUGCAACCGUCGUGGGCGCGUGGGCCGCGAGUCCACACGUAGCGCCUUCACGCGCUGUGCACAACUCAUGGCAUCGAAGUUUGCCGUCGUGCCCAAGCGCCUGGUCAACUUGGCUAAUGCAAUUCUCGACACGGCCACGCGCAUGCGAAAGUUCCUUCCCGAGGGCUCCGCUCUCCUCAAGCAGCUCGAGAGUCUCCUGAGCCUGCUGCAGGCAGGCGAGAGGGUCUACAGCUCUGUGGAGGCUGCGGAGGAGGCACUGCCAAAGGUGACAGACCUCUUCUGCAGCGAUGCGUGGAAGUUGAAGGCGCUGCUGGUCAUGGCCUUUACGCCACAGUUCAUGCGAGGUGGCACGAAGGUUCGCGCUCCAGACCAGCAGGUGACUGUGUACACUAAAAAGAAGAAGCAGACAGCCACGAAGGAGAAGAACAAGAUGGAGAUACUCCUCCAGGAGAUCGUUGAUCUCGGCUUGGACCCAACCAGGACUGUAGCAUGCGUUCUCGAACUUCCGCGCGGAAAGGGUGGCGUUCGGAUGAGUCCGCGCUUUACCGACGAUUUGCACCUCACUGUGCAGAUGAUCACUGGUGAGGGCUUCCAAUUGGUCAUGGCAAAGGACAACCGGGUCCUCAUCUCCUUCGAGGAUGCGAAGAAGCAGGAAGACGAGGAGGCCGACGGAGCCGAGUCCUCCCUGCGGCCGAGGCCCAAGCCUGACCCGUUCGCCAGCAUCAAGACCGAGCCCUGCUGCACGCUCAGCGAGGAGGUUGGAUUGGUGUCCGGCAUCUCAACGGGCGCUCACUACAUAGACCUCUUCGGAGCAGGGCGCUGGAAGUUCCCGGUGAACUUGCUUAGCAGCCUCAAGAAGGAGCAGGAGGAGCGUGCCCGGCGUAAGGCGGCAGAGGCCGAGGCAAAGCGCAAGGCCGCGGCGGAGGCCGAGGCAAAACGCAAGGCCGAGGAGAAGGCAGCAAAGAAGGCAAAGAAGGCAGCAUUGCAAGAAGCCGCCAAUGCAAGUCCCAAGUCCCGCAAGGACGAGGACUCUAACAAAGUGGAAGACCCAGAAGUGAAGGCCGAAGCCGCCGAAGCCCAGCCGCCCAGCCUCCGUAGCGAAGCAAUGGCGGACUAUGUGGAGCAGGCGCUCCAGGACAUGGUCCCAGAGCUGGACGACCUCCGGCGGCGGAAGGUUUUCUCUGAGGAUGAGCUGAGGCACAUCGUGCGCCGUCGUCGAGAGUUCGAGUACACUCUGCAGCGGAACCCUGGCAAGCCACAGGACUACUUAAACUAUGUGCGGUACGAGAUUGCUCUGGAGGCCUUGAGGCGCCGCCGAACCAGUGCCCUCCGCUGGAGAAAAUACUCGAUCAGUACAGUCGCAGGGCUAAGGCGGAUCCACAAUAUCCUCCAUCGGGGAUCGCACAGGUUCAAGGGAGACUUACAGCUCUGGUAUCAACACGUGGACUUCUGUUUGAGAAGUGGCAGUACGGCGAUGUUGACACGGGUGCUGAUGCGGGCAGUCAAGUAUCAUCCGAAAGAGGUUCAUCUCUGGCUGCUUGCUGCAGAUCGAGAACUCCAGCAAGGGCAUGUUGAAGCUGCGCGGAAGCUCCUGCUACGGGGCCUGCGGUGCGUUCCCACAUCGGUCAAGCUUCUCGUCGAAUUCUUGCGAUUGGAGGUGGGUGUUGCGGGUCAGUUGCUUGCAGCUGAGCUGCUGAAGCAGGAAGAAGACACCGAGGCAAAGACAGAGGCCGGCACAAAGGAUGUUUGGGCGCCCUCUCGCCUGCUCUUCCGAAAAGCCGUAGCCAAGCUUGAAGGUAACUUGGCAAACAUGGCAAGCUACCUGGCAGCGAGCGCGCAGCUGCUGCAUCAAGCGCAAGAGAAGUGGAGCACCUCGAGUGGGCUAUCCGAGUGGGCUGAGUCCUUGCGAGCAGCAGCUGCCACGAGUCGCCCAGGCGUUGGUCAUAGCUCGAGAGGCCAGGAAGAGGUGGAUGCUCCGGCCACGACCAUUUGGGAGGUUUGGUGGACGGAGGAGCUUCGGGCUGGAGGAAAAAGCUGGUCGGACCUUGCACCUGUGAUAGCUGAAUGCAGCAUUGGCGCGGUCAUCGCAAAGGCUGUGGAGGCGAUGUGGCAGCAGUACCAGAAGGUGGCAUCCGGGAAGGAGCUACAUGCUCCUCUUCUGGCGAUGGCCAAGUCGCCUGCUGCCGUUUCAGAUGUCGAUGCUGUGUUGAAAGUCUUGGAGACCUUUUCGGCGGCGGUGCCCUCCUUGAGCGAUGAAGCAGUCAAGGCAGCUGUCGAAGAACUGCGGCAACGGUCAGCCUUGAAGUAUCCCGGCAACCUACGGCUCGGCCUGAUUGCAUCCAGCGGGGCUUUCGCAGCGCCGGAGGCUCGAUCCGAGGAAGCUGCGAUGGCCUGUGCUUCACUGCUGAAAGUGGCGUGCGGCGCAUCGGCUCAGGAUUCUGCUUGCUUGCUGCAGGCUGCUGGAGCUGCUGUGACGGAGCAGCUAGUCAGAACUCUGGGGCCCGACGACAGUCCGGCACAACUCGUAGCCGCUUCCCUCGCCACAGCCAUGGCCCGUGGUGGCGAAAAUGAGUUUCGCGACGCCUGCCACGAGGUACGCAAAGUGGCUGGUGGGCUUUGGGAUGUUCCUCGCCAAAGAACGGCCCUUCUAGCUGCAGUCCUUGAUGCGGAGUUGCGGAUAAUGAGCGACAAGGAGGCGAAGCGCUUGAACACCUCGUUCCAAGAGCUCUUGUCCUCCUUGGACGUCUCUGUGCCAGAGACCUUGGAAUGGUGGCACCGUGCUCAGCCUUACCCUCCAAGCUACGCUACCUCCGUUUUGCCCAACGUGCAGGGGCUUUGGGAUGCUCUGGAGCUGGGGACCAAGGCGCCUGAUGCUGAAGCCAGUGGAAGCCCGAAGGAGACGCAGGAAGGGGCCGAAGCGGCCCCAAAGGCUCCGAGCGAGGUCGAGGUCGUGGCGACCGAGACGGAGCCGCCGGCGGAGCCAGAGAAGUCGCAAGCCGACCUGGCGGGCACAGGGCCGGGCGAGUGCCCAGCGCCCGACGCAUCACCAGCCGAGGCGAGCCCCGAGGCGAGCCAGGAGGCGAGCCCUGAGGCGAGCCCCGAGGCGAGCGCAGACGCGGACACGACCGACGGUGCCAAAGCCGAAGCCGAAGCCGCCGAAGCCGAGAAGAGCCCUUCAGUUCAACCUGGACACGAGUCGAAGGAUGGAACGCUCCUGGCCGAGCACGAACACGAGCAUGAAGAGACGGAUGGCGAGGAGCAUGAGUUCGGAGAGACCGCCCAUCUCGUGGAGUUGGAGGCUGAAGAGGACCCUGAGUUCGAGCAGGAGGAUGUCAAUGAAGAAGAUGCAGAGGAGGAAGAGGAAGAAGUGUACAAGGAGGAGGAGCUGGGCCCGCCGAUCAACAUCUACAAGCCCGUGACACCUUACGAGGUCAACUGGGAAAUCACGGAAGUUCCGGCCGAAGGAUCUGGAGGUGGAACCCAAGGGUCGAGGAAGGUCGGAAAAGUCGUGAAGCCGAAGGUAAGCAAAGGACGUUGCCAAUGGCGCAAUCCUGUUGGGUUCAUGUGCUCGACGGAUACCUCGGAGGCUGCCGAGCAUGAGCCGUGGCCGAAUGACAUGUAUGCUGUCUACACGUCGACCCAGGGAGGAGACAGCAAGGACAUGUCGUGGGUCGAGGGCGUCACGCUGCUGAGCUCCGAGGGGCACAACAUCAUGGCCUUUAUCUUGCUCAUGGCCUUUCUCCGAGAUCACCAGGAGCUCUACGUAGAUGUGGACCUCAUGGACGGUCGCAUCUACUCUAUGAAGGGUCCCGGUGGGCUGGAGCUGACGCCUGCGGAGGAUCAAGUUCUUCUGUGCGAGGAUAUAGAGGUCAUCAAUGAUGUGCGGAAGGCUUUGUCAGAGGCUUUCUACAGCAAAGCUUCGCCAAAGAUUACCACCGUGGAACAGGAGGAUGGGAUCGACUUCUCCGGGACACGAGGCAGACGGGACGAUGAGCCCGUACCGCAGGUGGCUGCAGAGCCUCGAGUUUCAGAAGCUUUGGACCGUCUUUUCGCAGUGCUGCGCGAGUGCUCCACACGCAUGGAGAGCAUCGACGAGGAGACAUGGAACCAGCGCAUCCGCCUGUCCAAGCCGACUCGGCAGAUGAUUCCUUUGCACCAACAGAGUAGCAGGAAGGCUGGCUCAGGCUCGUCGGACGCGCUCUUCACCCUCUUCGAGCCUUUGACAGAUCUAGCCCAGGCCCGGGCUGCUGCGGAGCGCCAGGAGCAGGAGGAGGCCGAGCGUCGGCGGAAGGCCGAGGAAGAGAAGCGGAGGAGAAAAGAGAUGGAGCGGCAGGCCAAAGAAGAGGCGAGAAGACAGAAACAGCAGGAGCAGCAAAGAGCCAGAGAAGAGGCGAAGCGAGCCAAGGGUAAAGGCAAGGGCAAGGAUGAAGCCAAGGGAAAGGGCAAGAAAGACAGGAAGCAGCAGAACUCCUACGGCCAGCAGUAUCAGCAAUACCAGCCGCAACAGCAGCCGCAGCAGCCGCAGCAGCAGCAGCAGCAGAAUUCCAAGAAAGGCCGCAGAGAGAGAGGCAGUGCCCAGUCGAGCGCCGCAUCGAGCAGUGAUGCACAGGCGCUGCAGCAGGUCUACACAAUGCCGGACUUGCCAGCAGAUUGGGUUGCGGUACCCGACCAGCAAACUGGAAGGCCGUACUUCUGGAACCCGACUACAAAUGAGGUGACCUGGACCAAACCAGGGCAACCCAUGAUGAUGCCACCUAUGCCCGCGAUGUUCCAGCCCCCAAUGUUUUUUCAGCAGCAGUAG
This is a messenger RNA of Symbiodinium sp. CCMP2456, 6645 nucleotides long. The record is from the annotation of a GenBank genome assembly. NCBI's taxonomy places the organism in Eukaryota, Dinophyceae, Suessiales, Symbiodiniaceae.